AUGGCCGAAUUAAACCGGAAUACCCAACGCGUUGACGUGCGUGGAAGGAUCAUAGAGCUUGGGAAACUCAGAGUCGCCGCAGUUACCGUAUACGAUCAUAGUUACCCGGUAGUAGAAGUAAGUACCGCCAUCAACCGGCUUGCUGUUAUAAGUGCCGUCCCACCCGUUGCCACGCUCGCCGGACAGGAAGAUGGUCUGGCCCCAGCGAUUGACUACGCGGAACUCAGCCGUGAUCUGGUUGCCUACCGUUAUCAUCCGGAAGAUAUCAUUCCGCCCAUCGUUAUUAGGCAUCCGGCUGCACCUGGAAGGAAGACGCUGGUGUGGGCAGUACCGAUACCGAUUUCUGAACACUGUCGGAGCAAGCCUGAAGUCAUUAUUGGAGCCACCUGUAAGAUUAUUACUUACGUUCCGCGCGCUGAUCGAUACGCUGAAUUGCCAUUCGGCACAACGGUGGGGCAGGGUUACUUUGCUCGUGUACCACCACUCGUCAUAACCAGUGCAACACCGCUAAUCACUGCGGAUCAAACCGGUUUUAACGGCGCCUUCGGCAAUGUGGUGAUGGGUACGAAUAGCAUCAGCCGGCAGUUUCUGGUAUCUACCGCUGCUGCUACCGGCUUUGCUGCAACGGCUACGCUGAGUCCGGUCUCCGGCACAGUGGCCGCAACUCCAAUAUAUGCAAGAUAUGCACCGGCUGCCGCUACGGGGGCUUCCGGCACUUUCGGUAAUGUGGUGACGGGUACCAAUAGUGCCACCCAACAAUACACAGUAACCGGUGCUAACCUUACGGCUGAUAUUGUGCUGACGGCUCCUGCCGGUUUCAGUAUUUCCACAACUGCCGCUUCCGGUUUCGCCAGUACACUAACACUUACCCAAACCAGCGGUGUCGUUGCAGCAACGACUAUUUAUGUACGUUACUCCCCAACUGCGGCCAGCGGUGCAACCGGUAAUCUCACAAUCUCGCAUACCAGCACCGGUGCGGUGACACAGCAGGUAACCGUUAGCGGCAAUGCACUUUCUGUGGAGCCGUCUGCUGCCGGUACGAUUAGCUUUGGUACCACUACUUUAAACAGCAUUGUGCUCAACCUGCCUACAGUGGGCAAUGGCAGCAGCCGCAUUAUUGUGGCAAGAGCCGGUAGCGCAGUUACUUUUAUCCCUGCUGAUGGCCUGGCCGUAACAGGUGUCAAUGCCAACUUUACAACGGCAACAGACCAGGGCACGGGCAACCGGAUCGUUUAUGAAGGCACAGGCUCCGGCAAUGGCGUAGUGACCGUAUCCGGACUUACGCCGGCAACUACUUAUUAUUUUACGGUUUAUGAAUACAACCGCGGAACCGGCAAUUCUUAUAACUACCUGGCGACGCCUGUUGCUACCGGCAAUACAGCUACCCAGACACCUCCUGCAGUGAUCGUAGCAGAUGCUACGGGACUCAAUGGCAAUUUCGGAAAUGUAGUGAUGGGUACCAAUGUUGCCGGCCGACAAUAUAGUGUAUCAACAAGCGCUGCCGCCGGUUUUGGUACAUCACUUACUUUAUCACCUUCCGCCGGGGCCAUUCCAGUGACCAGCAUUUAUGUGCGUUAUGCACCUACUGCAGCUACUGGUGCUACCGGCAAUGUAAACAUCACGCAUACAAGUACCGGUGCGCCCAGCCAGGAUGUUGCGGUAAGCGGUAAUGCUCUUGCUACACAGCCGACUUCUAUAGGCACGAUCGGGUUCGGUACGCUCACCAGCAACUCGAUUGUUAUAAACCUGCCUACGGUAGGUAAUGGUAAUAAGCGGAUCAUCGUUGCAAAGCAGGGAGCCGCUCCGGCCUUUGUGCCCACAGAUGGUAUUGCGGUAACGGGCGUUAACGCCAACUUCACCACGGCAAGCGACCAGGGUGCCGGCGAAAGGGUAGUGUAUGAUGGCGCUGCAAGCGGCAGCAGUGUGGUACUGGCCGGUAGUGGAAAGAUCAUUUAUGAUGGUACCGGUUCUGGCGCCAAUGUGGUAAAGCUGAUUGGCCUGACACCCGGUAUGCUGUAUUACUUCACCGUUUAUGAAUACAAUAUGGGCACCGGUACUUCGCAUAAUUACCUGGUUAACCGCGCAGCGAACAGCAAUAUGACCACCUCCGUCUACGUACCCAAUAGUGUGGGAAAUAAUCCUAUUGCCAAACAAAUAAAGAUCUUCCCCAACCCGGUAAAGAACAUCAUUUAUGCCGAAGCGCCAAUAGCCGUUCAUAUCACCAUUACAGAUGCCAUGGGCAGAAUGAUGGUGCGGCUGAUGAAUGCGAAGCAGGCGGAUAUGAGCGCUUUCCCGGCGGGCUAUUAUCAGGUAUUGAUUACAGAUACUACAGGCAAGCUGCUGAAAACAGAAAAAGUAUUAAAAGCUGAUUAG
Ostertagia ostertagi is the source of this 2373-nucleotide messenger RNA. The record is from the annotation of a GenBank genome assembly. Lineage: Eukaryota; Metazoa; Nematoda; Chromadorea; Rhabditida; Trichostrongylidae.